AUGUUUCAGUGUUCCUCCUACUUCUAUAGUGUCACGUUGAAGUUAUCAAGCCACCCCUUUUGGAUUAGCAAAGAAAAGCUCCAACGGUUUGCAUCCUAUGCUUUACCCCCAUUUCAAUUUUAUUGGACCAUUCUGGUUGCACUAACUUUUCCUUGCUCCAUGCACUGUUCGACAUACAAGGUGGGGGUCAUUGGGCCCUGGGCAUGUGACCCUAUUUUUGCCAAAGCUCUUCCAGAUGUUGCUGCUAAAUUGGCUGUUGAUCAAAUCAACAAGGAUUCUUCCCUAAGUCUCGGCAACCACUUAGAUUACGUGAUAUUAAAUGAAGACUGUCAAACCUCCAAAGCAUUAGUUACUUUUGUUAAGUAUUCAUAUAUGGCAUCUGGAUUCAUUGGCCCAGUGAAUCCAGGCUACUGUGAUGCAGCGUCCCUUCUGGGGAAAAACUGGAAUAGAAUUAUAUUUUCAUGGGCUUGUGUUAAUUACGAAUUGGAUGAUGCCAUAAAUUACCCAACGUUUGUGCGAACCCUGCCAUCUCCAGCACAAGUUCUCUUCAAGGUGAUGAAAUACUUCAGGUGGGCACAUGUGGCCAUCGUCUCAUCAGCUGAAGACAUUUGGGUGGAUACAGCUGUGAACCUGGCUAGUGCUCUCAGGAAACAAGGCUUGCCUGUGCGAAUUGUAUUGCCAGUGGCCAAAGAACCGGCAACUAUCAGAAAAGCUCUGGAGAAAAUUAAAUCUCUAGACAAACUUCGCAUGAUUGUCAUGUGCAUGCAUUCAGUUCUCAUUGGAGGCAGGGUUCAGAAACAGAUUUUGGAAACUGCCCACGACAUGCAGAUGACCGAUGGCAGUUAUAUCUUUGUACCAUACGAUACUCUUCUAUACAGCCUCCCAUAUGAACGGACUCCCUACCCAGUGCUGGUGAACAACUCCAAGCUGCAGAAGGCUUAUGACUCAGUGCUGACCAUCACGAUGGAUUCUACAAGAAUGUCAUUUCAUCAGGCAUUUCAGGAACGUGUGCAAAAGCAGGAAAUUGCAACUCACUUGAACCCUGAACAGGUGUCACCUUUGUUUGGAACAAUCUACAAUGCAAUCUAUUUUCUUGCCAAAGCUAUGCACAACAAUAAAAAGCAUGGAGCCUGGAUCUCUGGCAGCAACAUAGCAAAGUUUUCCAAAAACAUCAGGUUUGAAGGCUUUAACCAAAAAAUCUGGACCAAUGAAAAUGGAGAAAGCUUUGCUGAUUAUGUAAUCCUGGACACCGAUGGUGAAGGAAAUAAACUGCACCGAACUUACCUUGUAGAUAUGGAAACGGAUAUACUGCGGUUAACCGGGAAAGUAAUUCACUUUCCCAAUGGAGUUCUGCCAAAAACAGAUGCGGCAUGCUGGUUCACCCACGGGAAAAUCUGUACAGCAGGUAUUGAUCCUUUCUUUGCUGUCACGGUGCCACUGUUGAUUAUGUUUGCCUUGCUCUUUGGUGCAGGUCUUGUUUGUUUAAUAAGGCGGCGAAUAAUUCAAAUAAAAUUAAUGAAAGGACCUGAUAAGAUUCUGCUGACACUUGAUGACGUGACGUUUAUAAAUCCACAGUUCAGCAAAAAGAAAAUCAGCACUGAGGACAGUCAACUUAGCGAAGGAGCACAAAGUUGUUAUGAGUCAAGGAGCAGAAAAUCUCCCAUACGAUCUUACUCAAUCAGAAGCCUGACACCUGCCACCUAUGAAAACUCAAGUGUUGCAGUUUAUGAGGGUGACUGGGUUUGGCUGAAAAAGUUCCCUUGCGAAGAAUUUGGUGAUAUAAAACCAAGCACAAAAGCUGUGUUUGAAAUGAUGAAAGACUUACGACAUGAAAACAUAAACCUUUUCCUUGGCUUCUUCCAUGACUGUGGGCUGCUUGCUAUCGUGACCGAGUUUGGCACUCGUGGGAGCCUGCUUGACCUACUGAGAAACGAAGAUGUCAAAUUGGACUGGAUGUUCAAAUCGUCACUCCUGCUGGAUCUGAUCAAGGGAAUGAGGUACUUGCACCAUCGAGAUUACAUACAUGGAAACUUAAAGUCACGCAACUGUGUAGUGGAUGGCCGCUUUGUGCUCAAAGUGACAGACUAUGGCUAUGUUGAGGUGGCAAUAGCCCAGAACAUUUCAUUGAUGGAGCCUCCAGCAGAAGAAUAUUUUUGGACUGCUCCUGAGAUAUUACGAAAGCCCAACCCUUUAAUGAACGGCACCUUUAAAGGUGAUAUUUAUAGCUUCUCUAUAAUAAUGCAGGAGGUGGUUGUACGAGGUCCACCAUAUUGCAUGUUUGAAAUGUCUGCAGAGGAAAUUAUCCAGAAUAUAAAAAAGCCCCCUCCUUUGCUCAGGCCCAUCAUUACCUCGGACCAGGCUCCCAUGGAAUGCAUUCAGCUAAUGAAACAGUGUUGGAAUGAAUUACUGGAAAAAAGACCAUCCUUUGAUGAAAUCUUUGAUAUCUUCAAAAAUAUUAACAAAGGUAGAAAGACCAACAUCAUUGACUCCAUGCUGAGAAUGCUUGAACAGUAUUCCAGUAAUUUAGAAGAUCUGAUAAGAGAACGAACGGAGGAAUUAGAGAUAGAGAAGCAGAAGACAGAGAAACUUCUGACCCAGAUGUUACCCCCGUCAGUUUCGGAGUCCCUGAAGACUGGUUGUACUGUUGAGCCCGAGUACUUUGACCAGGUGACCCUCUAUUUCAGCGACAUCGUAGGUUUUACUACAAUAUCAGCGAUGAGUGAGCCCAUUGAAGUGGUCGACCUAUUAAAUGACCUCUAUACACUUUUUGAUGCAGUGUUAGAAAAUCACGACGUCUACAAGGUGGAAACAAUUGGGGAUGCUUACAUGGUUGUCUCUGGCCUUCCAAAGCGGAACGGGAACAGACACGCGGCUGAGAUUGCAAAUAUGUCUCUGGAUAUCCUGAGCUCAGUGGGCACCUUUAAAAUGAGGCAUAUGCCAGACGUGCCAGUCAGAAUAAGGAUAGGGCUGCACUCAGGACCAUCAGUGGCCGGAGUUGUGGGUCUGACUAUGCCACGUUAUUGUCUUUUCGGAGAUACUGUCACUACAGCCUCUCGUAUGGAAUCUACAGGGCAAGCCUAUCGCAUACAUGUCAAUCACACAACUGUUAAAAUUCUUAUAAGCCUGGACGAGGGUUAUAAUGUGGAGCCAAGAGACAAGGCGGAACUGAAGGGUACAGACUUUGAUGAGACCUAUUGGCUGGUGGGGAAAGUUGGUUUUACUAAGCCUUUGCCAAAGCCUCCAGAACUGAAGCCCGGGCAAAGUACUCACGGUUUGCAGAUGGAAGAAAUGGCAAGAUACAAAAAAAUGAAAGCAUUAAAACUUCAAAAGGAGACUGCCCAGUUGUGAAAAAGAUAAACACACCGACAUAGAGCAGCACAGCUCUCAAAGAACAGAGAAAGCUUCACAGAUGGCAACCCUAAUCCUCAUCCUCUUACUAUGAGCCCAUCAGCUGAUUAAAAAGGACAUUGGAGAAGGUUAUUUUUAAUUGUGUUAGGGUCAUUGCUGUGGAUAAACCAUUAAGGACUGGACCAUUAAAAGUAAUCUUGGAGGAAAGUUAAAAACACAUUUCCAUAAUGCAAUAACCAUAAA
Messenger RNA from Hypanus sabinus (Atlantic stingray), 3591 nucleotides. Its product is annotated as retinal guanylyl cyclase 2-like. The record is from RefSeq and is a predicted model, not a curated record. Gene Ontology annotation, biological process: cGMP biosynthetic process; protein phosphorylation; intracellular signal transduction. Lineage: Eukaryota; Metazoa; Chordata; Chondrichthyes; Myliobatiformes; Dasyatidae. The coding region runs from base 1 to 3348 and encodes 1115 amino acids. The transcript has 19 exons. Gene Ontology annotation, molecular function: protein kinase activity; guanylate cyclase activity; ATP binding.